GGAGGUUGCACUGACAGAGGCCUGGCUUCAUAUAUCUGUGGAUGCUGAUGUAGGAAAUAAUCAGAAAAGUGCUGCCAUGUGGAAUCGCGUCCUAGAAGUUUGGAAAGAGAAAAUGGGGCCAACUCACAAGAUAUCAAGAAACAACAACAGCCUGCAAUGUCAUUGGCACCUAAUACGAACUUGUGUAAGUAAAUUUGUUGCGAAGUAUGAACAGUUGGAACGACGUCCACAAAGUGGUUCAAAUAAGGAUGACUUGGUGAUCAAAGCAUUACGCUUGUAUGAGGAUUUUUAUGCAACUCCAUUCAAAUUUCUUCAUUGUUGGGAAAUAUUGAUCAAGAAUCCAAAGUGGUGCUCACAGUUUCAUACAAAGGCAGGUGCAUCUAACAAACAAGGUUCAGAUAAUGGCAUUUCACCAACAUUGAAUGAGUGCUCAAGUACUAUGCCUGCAGAUCUUAUACCAUCAAAAGAAACUGACCCCGGUGGAAUUGUUCCACCACAAGGAAGGAAAAAUUGUAAAGACAAAAAACGCAGGUCAAAUGAAGAAAAAGGUGUGGUGGAUGCCUUGAAUAAUUUGCAAUCAACUUUAGAGAAACAAGUUGAUGUUAAUCGAGCAAACAUGCAAAUGAGGGAAAAAGUAUUGAUGAAAGAAAUUGAAUUAAAAGAAAAGGCUCAAAGGAGGCAGUACCAGAACCGCAUUAUGAACCAAGAUUUGAGGAAGCUAUCACCAUCAGUUAGAGCUUGUUAUGAUGUUAUGCAAGAAAAAAUUUUGAAAGAAUGGGAAAGUGAUGGUCUUUUCUAAUCUACAAAAGUUGCAUUUUAGAGGCAUCAAGUUUGAAGGAUUUGGCUUUGAUUUUCUCACAUGAAAACUAUGAUUAAGAACUUUUAGAUUUAUUGUCAUUCUUUAUUAUUUUAUGUGUUUUUGACUUUCUGUCUUACAUUUAGUUUUGAACACAUAUUAAUGUGUGUCGUACUUUAAUUUUUUUGUUUAGAAUGAAUGUUUACUUUGCUUUUCAAGUGUAGGUUCACCUGGAAUUAAA
Messenger RNA from Cuscuta epithymum, 1037 nucleotides. The record is from the annotation of a GenBank genome assembly. Lineage: Eukaryota; Viridiplantae; Streptophyta; Magnoliopsida; Solanales; Convolvulaceae.